AUGUCCCAGUUCUCGGGUAAUAUCAUUGUGGCUUGUAUAUCCACGAACCUUGUCAUCCGAAUGACACUGGUUCAUGAUGAUUCUUGGUAUGCAUCCCACAUCCGUAUACACACCAGCGACCUGACCUCUCUUAUCCCUCCACAAAAGCAGACUCAAAAUAAACACAAAUCUCCUCAUCACCUUUUAACUUCUGAAUUCUGCGGAUUCAUGAUUGUGAAUCCCACAUAUUCAGCUGCUGCGUCCCUGUAUGAUAUUUUCUUGGCUGAACCUCAAUUAUCUCAUGAAUUUGUUUUUUUCUUGGCCUGCAUCAAGCUAUGCAAUGAUUCCAACAUUCACCACGCCUCAGAGUACAAACCACAGUUUGGUUGUGAAGAGAGUGUUGAUUCAAUCGGGUGGGAACUCGUGAAAGAAUCUAUGUUGGUCCUGUGCUCAAUGCCAAGCAUUUGGAACUGGAUGCUUGCAGCAGAAUUUGACACUCAAUUUUGUUUGUGUUUCCUAUCAAUUCAAUCAUACUUAAUUUCAUUUGAAGCAGCACACGAAUGUACGCCUGUUGAUCUGUGCCAAAAAAUACACUCCCAUCCCUUGCUGCUUGUGGUGGUGAUGUCUCACGAGUUUGUCACGAAUUAA
This is a messenger RNA of Suillus fuscotomentosus, 627 nucleotides long. RefSeq lists its product as uncharacterized. The record is from RefSeq and is a predicted model, not a curated record. The transcript has 10 exons. Lineage: Eukaryota; Fungi; Basidiomycota; Agaricomycetes; Boletales; Suillaceae. Bases 1 to 627 code for a protein of 208 amino acids.